Messenger RNA from Saccharomyces kudriavzevii IFO 1802, 2856 nucleotides. RefSeq names its product translation initiation factor eIF4G. NCBI's taxonomy places the organism in Eukaryota, Fungi, Ascomycota, Saccharomycetes, Saccharomycetales, Saccharomycetaceae. Gene Ontology annotation, cellular component: eukaryotic translation initiation factor 4F complex. Gene Ontology annotation, molecular function: translation initiation factor activity; mRNA binding; protein binding. The record is from RefSeq and is a predicted model, not a curated record. The transcript has a single exon. The coding region runs from base 1 to 2856 and encodes 951 amino acids.
AUGACGGACGAAACUGCUCAACCGACACAAUCUGCCCCAAGGCAGGAAUCUGCUGCGCCAAAACAAACCGACGAUGAUCAGCAGGUAUCCCAACAACAGCAACAGCGUGGCUAUAAUAACUACAAUGAUGGUAGCAACUAUAACCAAAAAAAGCCUUACAACAGCAAUAGGCCCCAUCAGCAAAGAGGUGGAAAGUUUGGCCCUAACAGAUAUAACAGUCGUGGUAACUAUAAUGGUGGCGGUAAUUAUAGAGGUGGGCACAUGGGUGCUAACGGCUCAAACGUACCUUGGACAGGAUACUAUAACAAUUAUCCAGUCUAUUAUCAGCCGCAACAAAUGGGUGCCGGAAAUGCAAUCCCUGUCAAUGUUGCUCCUGCCGAUGAGAAGUCUUCUCCGGUGCCAACCAAGAUAGAAAUCACUACCAAAUCUGGCGAACACCUAGAUUUGAAGGAACAGCAUAAGGUUAAGUUACAGUCGAAGGAAACGUCUACCGCACCUACGCCAUUGGACCCAAAAUCAGAGGAAGCUUCUGAUUCUGCUCCAACUCCAACUCCUACCCCUGCUACUACUGAUUCUAAGGAAAGUUCUGAGGAAAAUAUCUCUGAAGCUGAGAAGACCAGGAGAAAUUUUAUUGAACAAGUCAAACUUCGUAAAGCUGCUUUAGAAAAGAAGAGAAAGGAACAGCUUGAAGGAGCCGGUGGCAGCAGUAAUGUUUCAACAGAAACUGCCCCAGUAAAGGCUGAAGAGACGGAACCAGUCAUAUCUGAAGCUGGUGAAAAAAAACCAGCCGAGCUAGAAACUAAUCAAGACACUCCAAGCGAAGAAAACGGACAAGAAGAACAAGGUCAAAUUAAGGAAGAAUCCACUACCAAGGCGUUGACUUUUGCCGAACGCUUGAAGUUGAAAAAACAACAAAAAGAACAAGAAAAGACGGAAGAAAAGGAAAAUCAGGAAGAACCGGUACAGGAAGAAGCCAACUCUGUUACAAAGACUGCCACCGUGCCUUCUACUGAACAAGAUCAGGAACAAACUGAGACCAGUGAAACUGAGCGGUCAGAAGUUGAGGAAUCUACUCCACAAACAGCUGAACCAACUGCUACCAUCCCAGGUACUCUUGCUGAAUCUGGCGAAGCUGACGAUACUGAAGUGAAAGUUGAAUCUGAAGCAGAAGUCGAAGCUGACAUCGAAACCGCCGCUGAUGAUGAAGCCGAUAAUGGUACAAACACCGUUUCUCACGUGUUGAAUGUAUUGAAAGAUGCGAGACCAAUUGAAGACGUCUUUUCUUUCAUUUACCCAGAGGGAAUUGAGGGUCCAGAUAUCAAGUACAAGAAGGAACACGUCAAGUACACGUAUGGCCCAACUUUCUUGCUUCAAUUCAAGGACAAGUUAAACGUUAAGGCAGACGCCGAAUGGGUUCAAAGCACUGCUUCUAAGAUUGUCAUUCCACCAGGAAUGGGUAGAGGGAACAAAUCAAGAGACCCCAGUAGAUUCUCCAACAAUUCUAGCCGCGGCCAUGACUUCAGGAGCAAUUCUGUGAGAAAUAUGGAUGACAGAGCUAAUUCAAGAACUUCAUCAAAGAGAAGAUCAAAGAGAAUGAACGACGAUAGAAGAUCUAAUAGGUCUUACACAUCAAGAAGGGACCGUGAAAGGGGCUCCUAUAGAAAUGAAGACAAGAGAGAUGACGACAGACCAAGGGAAGAAGUUGCUCCACUCGUUCCAAGCUCUAAUAGAUGGAUUCCAAAAUCCAAGGCUAAGAGUACUGAAAAGAAAUUGGCUCCUGAUGGAAAGACUGAACUCUUAGAUAAGGAUGAAGUUGAAAGAAAAAUGAAGUCAUUGCUGAAUAAACUUACUUUAGAAAUGUUCGACGCGAUUUCAUCCGAAAUUUUAGCUAUUGCAAACAUAUCUGUAUGGGAAACAAAUGGUGAAACGUUGAAGGCUGUGAUAGAACAGGUUUUCCUAAAGGCUUGUGAUGAGCCCCAUUGGUCUUCUAUGUACGCGCAAUUAUGUGGUAAGGUUGUUAAAGAGUUGAAUCCAGAUAUUUCAGACGAAACCAAUGAAGGCAAGACCGGUCCAAAAUUGGUCUUGCAUUACUUGGUUGCUAGAUGCCAUGCAGAAUUUGACAAGGGUUGGACCGAUAAAUUACCAACAAAGGAAGAUGGUACUCCACUAGAACCUGAAAUGAUGUCCGAAGAAUAUUAUGCCGCUGCUUCUGCAAAGAGAAGAGGUUUAGGUUUAGUUCGUUUUAUUGGUUUCUUGUAUCGUUUGAAUCUGUUAACCGGCAAGAUGAUGUUCGAAUGUUUCCGCAGGCUAAUGAAGGAUUUGACAGACUCUCCAUCUGAAGAAACUCUAGAAUCAGUUAUUGAGUUGCUAAACACUGUCGGUGAGCAAUUUGAAACCGAUAGUUUCAGGACGGGUCAGGCUACAUUGGAAGGUUCCCAAUUGCUCGAUAGUUUAUUCGGUAUUUUAGACAAUGUUAUCCAAACCGCAGAAAUGUCUAGUAGAAUUAAAUUCAAGUUGGUUGAUAUCAAAGAAUUAAGGCACGACAAAAACUGGAAUAGUGACAAGAAGGACGAUGGUCCUAAGACUAUUCAACAGAUUCAUGAGGAAGAAGAAAGACAACGUCAACUUAAGAACAACUCAAGAUCUAAUUCAAGACGUACGAACAACUCCAGUAAUAGACAUUCUUUUAGAAGGGAUGCUCCUCCUGCAUCCAAGGAUAGUUUCAUUGCAACCAGAACAUAUUCUCAAAGGAAUACUCAAAGGGCCCCUCCUCCAAGAGAAGAACCAUCUGCGCCAACAUCCACUGCCACAAAUAUGUUUAGUGCAUUAAUGGGUGAAAGUGACGAUGAAGAAUAA